Messenger RNA from Bombyx mori (domestic silkworm), 2083 nucleotides. Its product is annotated as lachesin. NCBI's taxonomy places the organism in Eukaryota, Metazoa, Arthropoda, Insecta, Lepidoptera, Bombycidae. The transcript has 9 exons. The record is from RefSeq and is a predicted model, not a curated record. Bases 273 to 1460 code for a protein of 395 amino acids. Gene Ontology annotation, cellular component: neuron projection.
UCAGUAUAUUGUGGAGCACGGCGGGGGAUGGUACUCUCGGAAGACGUCAGUUUUGGCGCUAAAUUCUCCGACUUCCCGCGCUCGUAUCGUCCACGUGCGCUCAAACUGUAAUUUUCAAUUUAACUGUUAUGUAUCAUGAAACGCUAUGUUUGGGUGACACUGAAUUAAGUUUACGUAGUUGCCAUUUUAAUGUUUUUCUAGACUUAUGAUUGUGCUGUGUCUCUAUCAAUAUUAUCUUCGAUCGCGUGUGGAAACAUUACAUCGAGGGACACAUGUUUUCAACGUCGACGAAGGCGGCCUGGUGGCUGGCUACAUUUUUUAGUGUAUUAGUGACAGCGGAGAUGCCGACACAAACAGAGGCGGAGCCCGAAUUCCUGCAAGCCCUGGAGAACCACACUGUGACUCUGGGACGCGACGUGCACUUUACAUGCGUCGUCAACCACCUCUCAAACUACAGGGUGGCGUGGAUAAAGUCAGAUUCGAAAGCAAUCUUGGCGAUUCACACGAACAUGGUGGCUCUGAACCCUCGCCUAUCCGUCACGUACAAUAACCACAAUACGUGGAAACUGCGCGUCAGCAACGUGCAGCCGAACGAUUCCGGUACAUACAUGUGUCAAGUCAACACUGAUCCAAUGAAAAGUCAGAUGGGUCACUUAUCUGUAGUGAUCCCACCGGAUAUAGUCGAUUCGGCAACUGAAGGUAGUUCGGCUCAAGAAGGCGGCAGUAUCAGGUUGACGUGUACGGCCACAGGGCUGCCAACUCCCGCUGUGCUGUGGCGUCGACAGAACAACAAGCCCAUUGUGUUUAGGCAUGACGGAGGACGAGAAAAGAAAGUGGUGGAAACUUAUAGAGGUGAGAGCCUCGAAUUGUCCCACGUGCAAAGAAACGACAUGGGAACUUAUUACUGCAUCGCAAGCAACGGGGUCCCGCCCACUGUCAGCCGCCGUUACCAAGUCGAAGUUCAUUUUAUACCACAAGUGAAAGUGACGAACCAACUGGUGGGAGCUCCGCUGGGAAGCGACGUAGAACUGCAGUGCUACAUCGAAGCCUCUCCUAAAGCGAUGAACUCUUGGUCUCGGGAAGACGCGUUACUUAGUGACAAACUGGCAGAGAAUCCGAAGUUGCGAGUCAAAGAGGCCAUUGUCAAUGAAUACUCAUUAUGGAUGAAUUUGACUAUCAAAUCGCUGGCUCUUAGUGAUUAUGGAACAUAUGUUUGCGCUUCGGUUAAUGCGCUUGGGAAGAUGGAGAGUCAAGUCAGCUUACACAGGUUGGAGUUGAGCAUGAAUGGUUUUGGAGCUGAAGAACCUAUGGUGUCCGGUGCCGCAUGGCAGAGAGCUAGGAGCUCGCCAACUGGAACUCGUCCCGCCGCUUCUCAUGCUCAGUACCACCACCUCACGAGAGAACUUCCACCGCAAAUAUAUGCGCUAGUGAUCGCUCUACUAAGAUAUCUAACCUUCUAAUUUUUCAACUUAACUUCGUAUGGAACUCUAAUAAUGUUUUGGAUUGAAUCUAUCGACUACAUACAAUUAAUAAAGAUAAUACUUUGAGUGUUCAGAAAGCUAAUAGAAGAUAUCAAAAUUUUAACUAUUAGUAAAGUAUAGUACAUGUAACUUACUUUACAAAUAAUUAUGUUAAAUUUUUAGGUUGGUCUAUAAAGUAAUUCGCAGCCUCCAAACUAACAGAAAUCUUUAGUGUCGCAUCUAAAAUACAGUACUAAUAUAGAUAUAUAGUAUAUAUCUAUUUGACUCAUAGAAUGUUGGUAAAUGUUAAUACAAAAUCAUUACUGUGUCUCUUCGUUUCUCUAUUAGAUUCUAAGUACCUGUGACAAUGAAAUCGGGUGUUAUAUAAAACUAUAAACCUUCAAUUCUUUAUGUCGUAAAUUAUUUUAGAGGUUAAAUUUUAGAUUUAAAUACAUGUGUAUUUAACUGAUUAGCUUAAGAUGAUUAAUGUUUUAGAACUUCAAUUAUAAAAUGUCAUUGUUUCGUGUUUUACUCAAUACCUUGAUCUAAUGUUACGUUGACUUGACAAUAAAUGUGUAAUUUAUGAAUAAAUGUAAUAAAUAAAAUAAAUGCCCUUAUUAAAA